Triplophysa dalaica is the source of this 11100-nucleotide messenger RNA. It is a transcript of the gene cacna1hb, whose product is annotated as calcium channel, voltage-dependent, T type, alpha 1H subunit b. Gene Ontology annotation, biological process: neuronal action potential; positive regulation of calcium ion-dependent exocytosis; calcium ion import. The transcript has 33 exons. Gene Ontology annotation, cellular component: plasma membrane; voltage-gated calcium channel complex; neuron projection. Lineage: Eukaryota; Metazoa; Chordata; Actinopteri; Cypriniformes; Nemacheilidae. The coding region runs from base 1686 to 8099 and encodes 2137 amino acids. The record is from RefSeq and is a predicted model, not a curated record. Gene Ontology annotation, molecular function: voltage-gated sodium channel activity; low voltage-gated calcium channel activity.
UACUCUGUGCUACUCUACACAUUUUUUAGCUGUUCUCUAUAGACCACUUCGUUUUCAUUUUUGUUCUUUUGAUUUAUUAUCACAAAUAUGAUCUAACCUUAAAUAUAUUUAUUUAACAUUUUGAUUUGAUUACACAAUGUAUGAACAAUAUACAACCAACAGAAUAUUUUUAGUGUUAAAGACUGAAACGGGAAGUUCUUCUGGACCAACACUUAAUUCAAUAUUUAAAAAUUACUUUUAUUCAACCAAACAUAAAUGUUUUUUUUAAUCAAAUAAAGCUCUUUUUUUAUAAUUUUCAAGUUACCUUUCAGCCCAGGACACCCAACUGAAUUAACCAGUCUCACUAAAUGAGCAAAGCUCAUUCACAUCUUGCAUUCUCUGUGGUUCACUUUAAUUGAUACAAUGAUCGCUUACAUUCGCUAGUGACGGAAAAGUUCAAUCGUUUGAAUGAAUCUGUUCAAAUGAGUCAUUCGUGUGCGAGUCGUUCCGAACACAAUUUGUGUUCAUACUGGCGAACUUGCUGUGUACAAUAUACGCUGAUUCAACGAUCCCAAAUGCACAUCUAAAGACAUUACAAUGAUGAACGUUAUUUUAAUUUAAGAAAUUAAACAUAGUUUGAUGCAAAACAAACAGCUAGCUCUUGUUCUGCAACUCUUUUUAGCGCUUCAAUGUGCUGAUAAAGAAACAGCGCUUCUAUUGUGACGCAAUGCUGCAACUGCAGUUACAAAUGACAGUGUGUAAAAUACAGGGAGCUUUCCUUUUGAAGACACCCGACAUCUUUUGACGGAGGCGGCCGCAUCAAAUUUCUCUAUACAGGAAAAAAACCUGUGCUCAUCCCUUCUCUUCUUCACUGUACUCUAAAGCUUCUAAUUUCAAAUGCAUUCUAAAAUAAUGUAAUUUAAUUUAAUGUACUCAUCCUCCCUAAACUCUACUGUACUCUAAACGACUCAUCCUUAUUCUACUCUGUAGUCUUAACUGCUCAUCCCUGCUGUAUAUUACUGUACUUUAAACUGCUAAACUACUGAUCCCUUCUGUACUUCACUUAACUCUAAACCUACUUAUUUCUAUUGCAUUCUAAAAUGUAAUUUAAUUUUCUCAUCCCAUACACUCUACUGUAAUCUUAACUACUCAUUUGUACUAUCCCCUUCCAUACUCUUAAAUAUUGUACUUUGAACUAUUGGUACUCUAAACAACACAUCCCUACUUUAUGCUAAUGUACUUUAAACUACCUAACCGUACUAUUCUCUGCUGUUCUUUAAACUACUCAUCCCUAUUGUAAUUUGCUGUACUCUAAACUACUCAUCCCUAGUGUACUCUGACUCUGCUGUACUAUUUAUUCUCCUCUAAGAGCUUAGGCGUGUUGGCACACUAAAGACAGACCCCCAGACGAGAUUCUAGAGUUAAUUCAAGCUUGACAUUUAUGAGAUAAGUGCUUUUGUUAAAGACCUUAAAUUAUUGUGGUUUACAACAGUCUACAACAGUCAACAAGUGAAAACUGUAUUAUUUCCUCUGCUAACUGAUGAAGAUUCACUAAGUACGUUUAUGGAGCAGAAAGUACAGUACCAGGUUUUAUUGUUGAGGCGAAGCUUUUAAUGUGAAUGUGAUGUACACCUGAAUUGUUGUUAUUUUCCCGUGUGAGUUGUAUUCACCUUAACUGAAGCUGUACGUGGUUUGAGCGCGUCAGCAUGCUGGUGAUCCUGCUCAACUGCGUCACGCUCGGCAUGUUCCAGCCCUGCCAGGACCUGGAGUGCCACUCCGACAGGUGCAGCAUCCUCCAGGCAUUUGAUGACUUCAUAUUCGCCUUCUUUGCUGUGGAAAUGGUGGUUAAAAUGGUGGCCCUGGGGGUGUUUGGUCCCAAAUGUUACCUUGGCGACACCUGGAACCGCCUUGACCUCUUCAUUGUCAUGGCUGGGAUGUUGGAGUAUUCUUUAGACGGACACAACGUCAGUUUCUCAGCCAUCAGAACCGUACGGGUUCUCAGACCUUUACGAGCCAUCAACAGAGUUCCCAGUAUGCGUAUUCUGGUGACCCUGCUGUUGGAUACUCUGCCCAUGCUGGGAAACGUCUUGCUGCUUUGUUUCUUUGUUUUCUUUAUAUUUGGAAUUGUGGGCGUGCAGCUGUGGGCGGGGCUUCUGCGAAACCGCUGCUUUCUUAACCAGAGCGCCAAUAUGAAGUAUAAUCUCUCAGAGUUUCUACAUGAAUACUACAGACCGGAAGAGUCGGACGACAUUCCCUUCAUUUGCUCAACCGAAAGAGAGAACGGAAUGCUGCACUGCCACAGUGUCCCACAACGCCGGGAAGGGGGGAUGUGGUGUGAGGUCACUGUUGAUAAUGUAACAGAUCAUGAUUUCAAACAGCCCCUCCAUCAUGGGUGUGUGAACUGGAACGUGUAUUACAACGUCUGCAGAGCAAGCGAUCAUAAUCCGCAUAACGGAGCCAUUAACUUUGACAACAUCGGAUAUGCGUGGAUUGCCAUUUUUCAGGUCAUCACUCUGGAGGGAUGGGUGGAUAUCAUGUAUUAUGUUAUGGAUGCACAUUCCUUUUACAACUUCAUCUAUUUCAUCUUCCUUAUCAUUGUAGGCUCCUUCUUUAUGAUCAACCUGUGUCUGGUUGUCAUAGCGACACAGUUCUCUGAGACCAAACAACGGGAGAACCAGCUGAUGCAGGAGCAGCGGGCCCGUUUCCGUAGCAACGAGUCCACCCUUGCAAGCUUGGCCGAACCGGGAUCCUGCUACGAAGAGAUGCUGAAAUAUCUUGUCCACGUCUGUCGUAAACUUUGUCGGCACGUCACUCGUCUCUAUGGCGAAUUUUGCCCGCGCAGGCGAAGAGGCGACGCCGCUUCCAACAGCUCCUUGGCAGGAGGCGGGACAAAUGGGUUUUGGGCCGACAAUGGGACAAAAAUGGGCCCGAGCCAGUAUUUUAUGACUCAUUAUCAUCAUACACACCAUCAUCAGCAUUACAUCAGUAAUGGCAUUGAAAUGAGAACUAUUCAUCCUGAUAGAGAUACUCAGAAAAAGGGCUCAUCCCUCCCACUUACGCUGCCGAAUUUAAGGGGUUUGAGGUUCGGAAUGAACUACCCCACCAUAAUGCCCUCCAAAGUGUGCGGAAACUCGCGGUCUCGCCGACAACCGAAGGGCGGGGCCAAGGGAUCGGCGUUCAAUCACGGGCUGUAUGGCAGGAAGAUUUCAGUUUGUGGUGGAUUCCAUGACACUUACAAGCUGCAACACGGUGUGUAUCCAGGCCCAUGCUCAAGUGUGUGUAUGGACGGGAGGGCAGGGAUGGCAUCUUCUGAACUAUCUUCCUGCCCAAUUUGCGCUCUGGAAGGUGACGGUGUCACCUGCGAUCCUAACGGUGAACCGGACCCAGAGAAACAGGGGCCAGAUGUCAGCGCGGAACACAGCAAAUUGCACCAGGACGUGGAGGAAAAGGAGUCUGGGAGAAAGAGUUGCGUGUGUGUGUGCGUUCAUCUCGUCCAAGUUGUGCUGAAGCGGAUUGUGGACAGCAAAUACUUCAACAGAGGGAUAAUGAUCGCAAUCCUUAUCAAUACACUCAGCAUGGGCGUGGAGUACCAUGAACAGCCUCAAGAGUUAACAGACGCAUUGGAGAUCAGUAAUAUUGUCUUCACCAGUUUGUUUGCGUUAGAGAUGCUCUUGAAACUCUCAGCCUGUGGCGUGUUUGACUACAUCAGCAACCCCUACAACAUCUUUGAUGGGAUCAUUGUUAUCAUCAGUGUGUGCGAGCUCGUUGGGCAAGCAGAAGGAGGCUUUUCGGUUUUAAGGACGUUCCGCUUGCUGAGGGUCCUGAAGCUGGUGCGGUUUCUCCCGGCCCUGCGGAGGCAGCUGGUGGUACUGAUGAAGACCAUGGACAACGUGGCCACCUUCUGCAUGCUGCUAAUGCUCUUCAUCUUCAUUUUUAGUAUAUUGGGGAUGCAUCUGUUUGGGUGUAAGUUCACUCGUCUGGAGAAUGGAGAUACAGUGUCGGACAGAAAGAACUUUGAUUCACUGCUCUGGGCCAUCGUCACUGUGUUCCAGACCUUGACCCAGGAAGACUGGAAUGUGGUUCUGUAUAAUGGCAUGGCCUCUACCUCUCCGUUGGCGGCUCUUUACUUCGUGGCCCUGAUGACCUUCGGGAAUUACGUCCUCUUCAAUUUAUUGGUUGCCAUCUUAGUAGAAGGCUUCCAGGCUGAGGGUGAUGCCAGCAGGUCAGAGACUAGCGAUGACAUUUCUUCUGACUUUGGUGAUGAGGACAAACUGAGAGAGCUGCUAAACUCAGGAUCAGAAUUGAAAAUGCAGACAUUAAUGCCCUUAUCCAACGGACACCUGGAACCCCGAGCAUCCAUGCCACCGCACAAAUUGCACACACAACUCAACGCCAUGCCCAGAACCGAAUUGUCACACUUCUGCAGCCAAUCACGUCGCAACAGCAACACCUCCACUGAACCACAUGACCAGAGAUCCAUGUCCAGUCUUUGGGGAAGUCGUCGAUCCAGUUGGAACAGUCUCGGCUACGCCCCCAGUCUGAUCAGACGGGCCCAGUCAGGAGAGUGCGAGUCGCUGCUUUCAGGAGCGGGACAAGACAGCAUGGAUGACAACCUGUCAGAUGAUGGGAAAUCCAGUCUGGGCGGAGUCUCGUGUCUAGGUUCCUUUGAUAUGCCAGAUUUCCUGCAGGUUCCACGCCCAUAUUUGGAGUGUAACGGGAGAUUAGACGGAGGACAUUCAUCCUCUCCAAACGUUACGUGCCCAGAAUUACCAUCCACACAGGGGGCGGAGGAUGAGGACUUUGAAGAGAGUUGGUUUGUGAUUGUGAAGAGACUGUUGGAGCCAUAUAAACCGCAGUGGUGUAGAGAUCAUGAAGACUGGUCCCUCUACCUCUUCUCUCCUCAUAACAAGUUCCGUAUUCGCUGCCAGAAGAUCAUCACUCAUAAAUUGUUUGAUCAUAUUGUCCUGUUCUUCAUUUUCUUCAACUGCAUUACAAUCGCUCUGGAGAGACCAGAUAUUCAACCAGACAGCACUGAGCGGGUUUUUCUCAAAGUUUCUAACUACAUCUUCACUCUGAUCUUUGUCGCCGAGAUGACAAUGAAGGUGGUUUCUCUUGGGAUGUAUGCCGGGCCGGGCUCAUACCUGAAGAGCAGUUGGAACGUUCUAGAUGGUUUUCUGGUGUUUGUGUCCUUGGUGGACAUCUUGGUGUCUCUCGCCUCCUCUGGGGGUAACAGAAUUCUGGGAAUCUUGAGGGUUCUUCGACUGCUCAGGACGCUUAGACCCCUCAGGGUUAUAAGCAGAGCCCCUGGACUCAAGCUGGUUGUUGAAACAUUGAUCACAUCUCUCCGACCCAUUGGAAAUAUUGUGCUGAUUUGUUGCGCUUUCUUCAUUGUCUUUGGCAUUCUGGGAGUUCAGCUUUUCAAGGGCAAGUUCUAUCACUGUGAAGGCUUUGAUACUAGAAAUAUCACAAAUAAAUCCGAUUGCCUUCAGGCCAAAUACAGAUGGGUCCGCAGGAAGUAUAACUUUGAUAACCUGGGUCAGGCUCUGAUGUCAUUGUUUGUCCUGUCGUCUAAAGAUGGAUGGGUUAACAUCAUGUAUGACGGUUUAGAUGCAGUCGCCGUAGAUGUACAGCCCAUUAAGAACCAUAAUCCCUGGAUGCUUCUGUAUUUCAUCUCCUUUCUGCUGAUCGUCAGCUUUUUCGUGCUUAACAUGUUCGUCGGCGUGGUGGUGGAGAACUUCCACAAGUGCAGACAGGACCAGGAAGAGGAGGAGGCCCGGCGUCGGGAGGAGAAGAGGCAGAAACGUAUGGAGAAGAAACGCAGGAAGGCUCUGCAGAGGCCGUACUACGCAGACUACUCUCCCGCGCGUCUCUUUAUUCACACGCUCUGCACCAGCCAUUAUCUGGACCUCUUCAUCACCAUCAUCAUCGCCAUUAAUGUACUCACAAUGUCAAUGGAGCACUACGGACAGCCCAAGUAUCUGGACGAGGGUCUGAAGUACUGUAACUAUGUCUUCACCCUGGUUUUCGUGAUCGAGGCCACGCUCAAACUGGUGGCUUUCGGCUUCAGGAGGUUCUUCAAGGAGAGGUGGAAUCAGUUGGAUCUGGCAAUUGUUCUUCUCUCCAUCGUGGGAAUCACUCUAGAAGAGAUCGACCUGAAUGCUUCCCUGCCUAUCAACCCCACGAUCAUACGCAUCAUGAGGGUGCUGCGUAUUGCCAGAGUGUUGAAGCUGUUGAAGAUGGCCACAGGAAUGAGAGCUCUUCUGGAUACUGUGGUUCAAGCUCUACCACAGGUGGGUAAUCUGGGUCUUCUCUUCAUGCUGCUGUUCUUCAUCUACGCCGCUCUAGGAGUCGAGCUCUUUGGAAAACUCGAAUGCACUGAGGACAAUCCAUGUGAGGGACUAAGCAGACAUGCCACGUUUCAAAACUUCGGUAUGGCUUUCCUCACUUUAUUCCGCGUUUCCACCGGCGACAACUGGAACGGCAUCAUGAAGGACACCCUGCGGGAGUGUAAAAACGGUGACAAAUGUCUGAGUUACCUGCCACUUUUGUCACCUCUUUAUUUCGUGACAUUCGUCCUGAUUGCUCAGUUUGUGCUGGUGAAUGUUGUGGUCGCGGUGCUCAUGAAACACUUAGAGGAGAGCAACCAAGAUGCACGUGAAGAUGCGGAGAUGGAGGCGGAGAUCCAGCAGGAGCUACUGAACAGUCGCAGACACAGCACCACCUCUGUGGGUGGGGCCACAGGGUUGGAGGGUGGAGCUUUUAGAAUGGAGACACUGUCUUGUGAGCAGGGCAAAGAUCCCAAUUAUGGUAACUUCCUGACAGUAGAAAGGCCGUCCAUAUCGAGGAUGCUGUCUCUGCCCAGUGACAGUUACAUGCUCUAUCCAGUCAAAGCCGAAUACGGCUCCAUUCAGAAGAGAUUCUCCAAACAGGACUCUGCAUUACCAGGCUCUUCUCCGUCACUUGGCACGCAGCCCUGUGAAGAUGGUUCGCUAAUGCAGCUUCCAGGAACCACAUCUCAGACAAACUUGGACUCGGUUUCUGCCUCUCACCUUCUAACUCAAAGAACAAGAAGAUCCAGCAAUGUCUCAAGAAUCCUGCGUCGACAGCAAGCAAUAAAGUGCGACUCCAUCGACUCCACAAACCCUGGAUCCAAAGACAGCCUACACUUUCCAAGCAAUCCCUGUUCUAAUGAGAAUCUUCAACUCAAAGUACCCGGCAUUUCACUCACCGGCGGGUCCGCCCCCUGCUCGCCACAAGCCUCGCCCCCUCCACCCCUGCGAAAUCGAACCGCGAGCGUACGAACAAGCGGACAGGUUUUCAGUCAACGCAGCAUCCCCGGACGCCAGAUUGCACACCUGACACAAUCCACAAAAGCACUUGAAGUAAUGCAUGCCAAUGCACAAAUAAACACCUCGGACAUUGAGGAGGUGAACCGACACAUGACAAAAUCUACCCAAAAAGGAUCCUAUAAUAAUUUAACUCUUACCUGUUCGGACGUCCAGUCUCAGAACUCAGGGCUGCUGCGUGUUGGGACGAGCCGUCAACAGGAAGCCUGCAAUCAUAGUCUACGAAAGUACAACAGCAUGGAAAAUAACUUCCUGUCACCCCAACCCGACACCCCCCGUCGACACUCGAUGCACGGAGAGGGGCUAUUUCUUCCAAUGAAGGCGCCCGUGCCAUCCCCUGGACCUUCGCCGAUACCCAAAAAGGAGAAGAUGAGCCCGCCCUGCAUCUCCAUUGACCCGCCCACAGAGGCAGAGUUUCAAUCUCAAGCGGUCAACCAGGAAAGCAGCUCGGUCCUAAGAAGGCGGACGCCGUCGUUUGACUCGGCGUUGCCGCGGGAAUCGUUAGAUCUCACGGAGCCCCUCCCACAGGACGAACCUUCCCUGCCAAGUCACUUGCCCCUCCCACAAUUUUCAUUUGACCAAUCAGAUGUAAGUUCUUUGAGCAGUCUGUCGGAACUGCUUUCAGAUAGUGACCAAUCGACGCACUCUUUCCCUCCUGAAGCCCGUUCGGGGUUUGUGGGAAGCGCGGGAGAAGCUCAGAGCCCACUCAGGAAGAAGGUCUUGGUCAGAAUGGCCAGCACUAGGGAUCAAGGAAAUGAGGAUUCAGUUGCCUAGGCAACCGCACAGGAAGCAGCCUUUUGCAAAGCAUUUAACAACAGGAAGAGGUGGUGUCGGCCACAGUAUGCAAUGUGUUUCUGAUGGAACUGAUGUUUUUUCCUGAUCAUAUUGAUUGGGGUUUUGGAACUUUUAGUAGUAUUCAUUACACACAUUGAUGUUGUGCAGUUUUAUGUGAUAUCAAGCUUCUUUAAAUGCAGAGCAAAUCCGUCAGUGAUGGAUUCAUUCAUGUGCGAUUUUAACCCUCAUGUUCUGUUUGGAGUCUGUAACAUUAAAACAUUUAUAGUAAUGAUUAGAAAUAACAAUACGUGCAACAAUACAAAUCUGCGUUAUUGUGAUACAUGCUGUAUCACAAUAUUUUGAACAAAAUAGAAAAAUUUUGCGGAUUCCCAAAGAAAAAUAAUUUGGUAAAUUUUUUAUUGAGGUCUAAUUGUACCUUCUUUACAGUAAAUUCAGUAAAUUGUAAUAAAAAUUUAUAGAUAUGGAAUAGAAAAAUGAAAUAAAUUUAGAAAUUUGAUUAUAACAAAAUAACAUUUUAUUAUUUAACGGAUAACAUUGCACAAUAAGCCACAUUUAAAAUUAAAGAGUAAAAAGAAGAGUAAAAUGACUUUCUCAAAUCAGUCUUAACAGAACAUGAGGUUUAUUUCGCAGGAGUUCUGUAUUUUCCAUUUCCAAACCCUUAUGUCAUAGAACUGAUUCACAUUUAAUUCAUACUUGUAACACCCUUUUGUCUUACAAAGGAUAGAAUAUUUAUAGAAAUCUUUUAGCUGAAACAUAUGCAUGGAUAUAAUGCAGACUGUGUAGCUGAAUGAAUGAAAUGAUUAUGUAUAUAAAUGUGGCAUGUGAUAUUUUUGUAAAGGGUUCGAGUUUAACAUAUUGUUGGCCUUCAGAUGGACAUAUAGUGUCAGAGGAAUGUUCCGGGUCUAAUACAAGCUAAGCUCUGUUGAUAACUGUGGCAUGCUGUCGAUUAGCACAGAAAAUAAUUAGUGACCCCGUCUGUACGAACAAGACUGAAGUCUCAUAAUCUAAUUUUUAGAUAACAAGCAUCAAAGUUUGACUUCAGUCAUUCAUUUCACUAUAAUUUCAAUCUUUGACUAAGAUUUACUCCGUUAAUAUUAAAGAUAUCAAGGUUAUAUUUUCAUACAUGGUUCUUAACAUUAUGUAGAAUGAUUCUACAUAAUAGUAAAUCACAAAUCCUAUCUGCACUGUAAAAAAAAUCCUUUCAACUGAAACUUUAAAAUUACAUGUUUUCACCGUCUUUAUACUAAAUUUGGAGUCUUUUUCUGUAUUUUUUUUUUUUUUUAAUAUGUGAAAAAUGUUUAACUGUGAAAUGACAUGUUUUUUUACAUAAUACGUGAAAAAGCUUUUUAAAAAACAAAAGUAAAUUCUGUAAAAUUACUCUAAUCUAGUCUUUGGGUAAACAAUCAUCCUAAAGUAAAUGCGUCAAACUUACAUUUCCUAAAGGCCCAAUUCACAUUUUGCGUAUUUUAUUUUAAAUGUAGACGUUCGGCAGGCAAUGUGCGUGCGGUGCGGUGUGGCGCGGACAAUUUUCUAGGCGUGCCGGCACUGCAUCGAGAUGGAAAUAGUUACAUUUUUCAGAGCGGGUCAUUUGAAGAGAGAUAACUGCGGUGCUCACGUUUUCCGCACGGUUUUAGGCGUGAAAUGUGAAUUUGGCCUAAUGUAGGUGACAGAGAAGAUCACUUUUUUAUGUAGUUACUAAAUAACUUUUUAUGUUUAUUUUUAACCAAAAAAAUGACUGGAUUGUAUAAGCACUGUUAAACAAGCUACAGAUUUUAGUUUUUUAGGUUCCUUCUGGUUGUCUUGCCCCAUAGACUUCCAUAAUAAGUUUAUUACAGUCACAGAUAAUGUCAAAGAGGUUAACUUGUAUUAAGCCUUUCUUUCUUUCUUUCUUCUGUCUUACAAAUGUAAACGGUUUCAAGCAACUUUCAAUGUUUUCUGUGCAAGCACAAAAGCUUCCAAAGAAAUGAGCUGGCAUGAAUGCUAAUCCUUCAAUUCAUUUCCUACUAAAAACAUUUAUUCAAUUGAAGAAGUAGCCCAUGAACAUUUACUCGACAUUAGGGUUGUAAAAUUAACCCCUUGAAAUUAUUUUAGAAGUCAUUUUCAUCAUAAUAGUUCUAAAUAGUUUUGAGUUUCAGUAUUUCUAUAUGAAGUUUGUUGACGCCAGUGUCAUUUUCACACAUUAAAUUAGAAACCCUUUCAAAACAUAGGCUUUUCACACUAUGCGUAUCUUUGGAUUUGCACAAUAUUUCAUAUUUUUGAGUGUUUGCACUGUUUUCAACCCUUAUAAAGUCUGGGUUUUAUUAGCACCAUGUUUUAAAGGUACGGCAUACAAAAUUGCAAAACACAAUUUGUGCUAAAAAUAACUGUUUCUGUGGUGUGAAAAGCCCUAUACAGUACAUUUGGGAGUUAAUAUAAUAUUUUGUUUUGUUUACUCAUUAACCGUAAACAUGUGUAUGUGUUUAUCAUUAUAAAAGCUGUAUCGGAUUGAAAGUGUAAUGGAGGGUUUAAGGAAAACCAAGGGCUGCUAUAUAAAAGUGUCACUGUACUGAGGAUAUCUGAAAAGUGUGUUAUGUAUGCAGUGUGACAUUGUGUGAGUGUGAUGAAGUGUCUAAUGAAGUCUUCAUGAAAACACAAGCUUUGCUGCAAUCCUCUUUUUCACAGUGUGUUGCCUAGUUCAUCACGUUAGAAGUGUUUCAGGUGUUAAUGAAAGAAGGUAUCAACUGAGGAUUGCAAAAACACAUGAUGACUACAUGUUGAAAAAAUAUGAAAGUGUACUAGAGACUGCUACUGUUUCUAUUUAUAAAGAUCGCUUUUUGCUCUGUCUAACUGUUAAAGUGUUAACUUUAGCAUUCAGAAAUUAAAUAGUGUACCAAUUGUUUUUGUCACAAUUAGUUUCAUAAGAGGUUUGUAGUUGUUUGAACCAUUUUUCAAAAUGUGGGGCAAAUACAACUCAAAACCCUGAAUGCAGUUUUAAACACUG